UUAAAAUGAUCCUUUUCUUGAGUUAUUUUUAAGAGGUAGGAGAAAGAAAUGAUUAAGUCAUCUCUGGAAUAAAAAUAUGUGUUUUCAAAAGUUCCAUUCAAGUAUAGCAGAUGUGAAAUACAAAUUGGGUGAUCUUCAGUGUCAGCACUGAGCAUCUUAACUACAGGUUACAAGCAAAAUUUGAAACCUGAGACAAUGGUCCUACAGAAUUAUUCCUUGGUGUCAGAAUUUGUGUUGCAUGGUCUCUGCACUUCAAGACAUCUCCAAAAUAUUUUCUUCGUACUUUUCUCUGGGAUCUAUGUCACCAUCAUGCUGGGUAACCUCCUCAUUGUGGUCACUGUAAUUUCUGACCCCCACUUGUACUCCUCCCCUAUGUACUUCCUGCUGGGAAACCUAUCUUUCCUGGACAUGUGGUUGGCCUCAUUUGCCACACCCAAGAUGAUCAGGGAUUUUCUUAGUGAUCGAAAACUCAUCUCCUUUGGAGGAUGUAUGGCUCAGAUCUUCUUCUUGCACUUUACUGGCGGGGCUGAGAUGGUGCUGCUGGUUUCCAUGGCCUAUGACAGAUAUGUGGCCAUACACAAACCCUUGCAUUACGUGACUAUAAUGAGUCGGCAGACUUGCAUCAGGCUGGUGUUGCUUUCAUGGGUCAUUGGAUUUGUGCACUCAAUCAGUCAAGUAGCUUUUACUGUGAAUUUACCUUACUGUGGCCCCAAUAAGGUGGACAGCUUCUUCUGUGACCUCCCUCUAGUGAUCAGACUUGCCUGCAUGGACACCUACGUCUUGGGUGUGCUUAUGAUCACAGACAGUGGGCUGCUUUCCAUGAGCUGCUUUCUGCUCCUCCUGGUCUCCUACGGUGCCAUCCUCCUCGCCGUCCGACAGCGUGCUGCUGGUGGCACAUCCAGAGCACUCUCCACGUGCUCCGCACACAUCACGGUAGUCACGCUGUUCUUUGGGCCUUGCAUUUUUAUUUAUGUGUGGCCUUUCAGCAGAUUCUCUAUGGACAAGCUCCUGUCUGUGUUUUAUACCAUUUUUACUCCGCUCUUGAACCCCCUUAUCUACACAUUGAGAAAUGAGGAGAUGAAAGCAGCUAUGAAGAAACUGCGAAUCCGACAGGUGACUUUUCACUGAAUUCCAGCUUUCCAUGAUGCUACAUAUUCCUACUCAUUCAGGGGAUAUCAUUUCUUUAAUAUGAUUUUGCUGGAGUAUUUCCUUCUGACAUUAUAAUGAUAUAAUUUGUAAGAUGU
Messenger RNA from Lemur catta (Ring-tailed lemur), 1244 nucleotides. RefSeq names its product olfactory receptor 4K14. The record is from RefSeq and is a predicted model, not a curated record. NCBI's taxonomy places the organism in Eukaryota, Metazoa, Chordata, Mammalia, Primates, Lemuridae. Gene Ontology annotation, biological process: G protein-coupled receptor signaling pathway. Gene Ontology annotation, cellular component: membrane. Gene Ontology annotation, molecular function: olfactory receptor activity; G protein-coupled receptor activity. The transcript has 3 exons. Bases 196 to 1128 code for a protein of 310 amino acids.